AUGCAAAUCCCCAUGAUGAAAGAGUAUACACCACCCCCGAAACCGCCGCCACCUGUUCAGGUAGAUCAGGAGAUAUCCAUUCCUUCAGAUCAUCAUGCUGGAGCCCCGUCAGUAUUUGGUGAUGAGGAUGCCUUGCUCAGUGUCACCUCUGAGGCGUAUGAAGUCAGCACGAAACACACCGACCGAUCUGGGAGUAAUCGUACGAGGUACUCACAAGGAUCCUACUACACGAUGGAUAGUAAAGAGCUGAAAGCGUCCGAACUACGGCCCAAAAGCAAGGAAGACCCAGCCAUGAUUUUGGGCGACCCAAAUAAGGACUCCCACUCUGGGUCACGGUACGGUCAAGACAAACCACUGAACAUUGCUUCGAAUCGACUGGUUGCUCGAGAUAAGGAAAUAGCAACUUUGAAAGCCUGUUUUCAACGUCUCAUGUCGAACGAUGAUGAUGACGAAGAAGAAGCCAAACAACAAAUCAAGAAUAAGGAAUUGGUGUUGAUAAGCGGACAAUCUGGAGUGGGCAAAACAAGCGUCGUCCAAACACUCGAGGACGAUGAUAUUGCCAAGUCUGGUAUUUGUAUCACAGGAAAGUUUACCAUGACGUCCAGCAACCGACCGUACUUGGGAAUAUCGGAUGCUCUCAACAAGGCUUUUCAGACAGUUAUUGGUCAGUCGAAAAAUGAAUCGGUAUCCAAGGCCAUACAAGACGAGCUCAACCAAGAAGUACCCUUGCUGAGGGCGUUGGUACCCUGUCUGAGAGAAAUUUUAGGAAAUACGGAAUCCAAAGCACCAGCGGAUUUGGACUAUGAAGAAUUGGAAAAUGGAUUAGAGCGAUUGAAGUAUGCCUUUCGAUUUCUGAUACGAGUCUUGUGCCAAGAGUUUACACCCUUUCUUCUUGUGCUAGACGACUUGCAAUGGGCGGAUAUUCAAUCACUCCAAGUUCUGGAUUCUCUCAUUUCGGAUAUUAAUAAUGAAAACAAGCUCAUGAUUGUGGGUACCUAUCGAUCUGAUGAAGUGGACGAAAACUCCCUCUUGUAUAAUAAGAUCAUGGCACUUCACGAAAAGGAGGAGGACUUUCAGUUUCGCAUCACCACAAUUAAGCUUAAUCCAUUCAGCGUCGAUGACAUUGAUCGACUCAUUCAAACAGCGAUAUCAUCGACGGAAGAAAGUAGUCAAAUCAAAGAUCUGUCAGAGCUAUGUCUGAAGCGGACACAUGGUAAUCCAUUCUUUGUGAUUGAGUUUCUCAAAAUGCUACAUACAGAACGACUGCUGGUGUAUGAUUCAUCAAAGGAACAAUGGGAUUGGACGCUUUCAACAAUCGAAGAUUCGACAAUGUCCACGGCCAAUGUGGUGGUCUUGCUUCACGAACGAAUGGCAAAGAUGCCCAAGCAAGUUCAAAUCAUAUUGCAAUAUGCAGCAUACCUCGGAUCCAGCUUUAGGGAAGCAACGUUGGAACUAAUUUGGUCAACCUAUGGUACCAUGAGGGCACUUGGAAACAAGGAACCGCUAUCAAAUCUGCUGGCAAUUAUCAUCCGCGAGAGCUUCUUUGAGAAAAUUAGAGGCGGAUACCGAUGGGUUCAUGAUAAAGUGCAAGAAGCAGCCUUGUACUUUACAGGUGAUGUUCGCCCGACGGUGCAACUGGACAUUGGGACGACUCUGUAUUAUUGCCUGAAAGCAGAACAACUGGAAGACGAUAUCUUCAAUGUAGUGGACUUGAUCAACAAUGGAAAUGCCAAGAAACGACCAGAAUUUGCAAACGUCAACCUAAGAGCAGCCGAGAAAGCUCGAGGUAUUAGUGCGUUCCAAGCUGCAGCCAAAUAUGCAUCUCAUGGCAUGGAGCUUUUGACGGACACCCGUUGGUCAGAUAAUCGGUCGUUGACCCUAAAGCUUUACACCAUGGCAGUCGAAAUGGAAAUGAUUCUUGGACACACAGACGUUGCGGAGAAGUAUCGCGAGGAAAUUUUGAAAAAUGGCAACUAUACCGUUACUGAGACGCUUCCAUUGAAGCUGUCCAAGGCGCAGUCAUUAGCUGUUGUGGCCUUGCACUUUGACGAGGCAGUGGGCUACUGUCUUUCGGUUUUGAAGGAACUUGACUGCAGACUAAUUGUGGCUAGGGCGCUGGUUCCAGUGCAAAUGCCCAUCAAGCUUCUGUCGACAAUGUCAAAAGUAAAGAAAUUGGAUGUGGACUUCUUUAAGGGUAUGGGGACAAUGUCAGAUCCAAAGUUGCGAGCAAUCGCUUCGAUUACAAACUACGUCAAGUAUGCUGCUUUCGUCGGAGGAGAUUUGUUUCUGAGUUUGAUUUGUAUUUGCAAGCUCACAGAAAUGACUUUGAAGCAUGGUCUGAACGAGUUCUCUGGUAUCACUGUAGCAUCUCUUGGGAUGACAGCUCUACUUGUCCAACAGGAUUGUGAAUUGGCAGACAAAAUAAUGCAAAUGGCGUUGUCAAUCCAAGAGCAGCUUGGAAAGACGCGUGCCACCGAAGUGCUGUACACUUCGUAUGCGUUUGGGUGGCCAUGGUUGAAACCACUGAGAGAUAGUCUCGAUCCUAUGAGGAGGGCCUACACUGUCGGUGUCCAAACUGGCGAAAUGGUCCAUGCUAUGUGGGGGCUAAUGGCAAAUGUGAUUAUGAUUCCUUAUGCACUGGGAACUCCGAUUGAAACGAUUGUAGCAGAGUGCGCUGGAGUGGUCGCGCAGGCAGAUGAAGCAAAGCAGAUGGGACAAGCUCUCGACGCAAAGGUGUUCUGGCAGAUGUUGCUGAAUCUUAACCUUAGCACCAAAGACGGUGGAGCGAAAUUAGAGGGGAAGAUGUACAGCAAAGCAAACGAUAACAAUGAUUUCACGAUCCACUUAUCGACGGUGCAUUUGUGUGAGGGAGAGCUAUUGAUCUUUCACGGGGAAUAUGAAGCUGCAGCAGAAAGAGCCAUCAGUAAAGGUGAUCUAUUUGCAAAGCAAUCACCGCUGAUGUUCUUCAAUAUGAGCGAGACGUUCAAUCGGGGAGUAGCGUUGUAUGUCAUGGCUCAGAAAACCAAUAAGCGGGUGUAUAAAAAGGAGGCAAAAAGUAUACGGAAACAAGUCGAUAAAUGGGCAAAGUCUGGGAACCCAAACGUUGGGCACUUUAGCCUUCUUUUGCAAGCAGAACAAGAAGCUUUGGAAAAGAAGCACGAUGCCGCCGAUGAAAGCUACAGAAAAGCUAUCACGGCCGCAACGAAGGGUAACUACCUUCAAUAUAUGGCCCUCUUCCACGAGCGAUACUCGGAUUUCUUAUUGAAUGUUCAAUCUUCCAAGGAAGAUUCCGCACAUCAUUUGAACGAGGCAGCUCGAUACUUUGAAGAGUGGGGUGCGACGACAAGAGCUCAAUCCCUAAGGGAUAGCUUGAAGUGA
This is a messenger RNA of Cylindrotheca closterium, 3378 nucleotides long. The record is from the annotation of a GenBank genome assembly. Lineage: Eukaryota; Bacillariophyta; Bacillariophyceae; Bacillariales; Bacillariaceae.